AUGCCUUCUUCAUCAGACACUGGAGUUUCAGACACUUUGGAUCCUAUGGCGAUCGUAUCAGAUGACGAGAUUCCAUCCGAGCGAGAGCCCUUUGCUCUGCCUGACAUUGGAGCUGAGCCUGCUGAUGGCCUUCCCGCCGGGGACUUACCACUUGCGGUGAUCCCUACUCCUAUACCUCUUGCUGCUUAUCCAGCAUUCGACUUUCCACUCGAUGUUGUUUCUGACGACGACAUCGAUCUGUUUGAGGAGGACCCACCUGAGGCUGAUCAUGAAGGCGAGGCCCCUAUUGUUGCUGAUGUUAUCUUACCCAUUGCUGAGGCCCCUACAGAGGAGCUUCUUGCUGAUUCACCUGUCCCAGAUUCCUUUGAGUCUGUAGCAUCUGCGUCCUUACACACUCAGGGAGUGCAGCAUCACUCAUCAGACGCCGACCCCGACAUGGCAUUAGUAGCUGCACCUGCUCUCGCACACGACUUUGAAUUUGUUGACCCGGAGCCUGUCGUGGCCACUGAGCCAGUCGUUGCUCCUGAUCCUGCAUUAGAGCAUGACCCUGUUCAUGAUGAUGCACCAGCCAUUGCACCCUUUGUUGAUGAUGUACCCGUUGCUGACGCUCCUGUUGACGCUCCACUCUUGAUAGAGGAUCUUGUUGUUGCACCCUUUCCUGAUCCUGUGCCGGUGCUGUUCGACCGUGCACCUUUUGCUACUCAUGUAGAUCCACGUUACGCCGACACCCGUAACGGGUGGAUUGAUGACGAUGACGAUUACCCACCUUUUGUGCGACCCGUUACACCUCCAGUAGCCCCCGUUUCAGCACCCAUUUCUGCACCCACUGAUAUCCCACUGUUUCCCCCACACAUCACCGAUGCUCAUCGCACUGAUCUCCCUGUUACGUUCCUUCAGGACAUACCGCCACCGCGUCCUGGAGAGAGGUCAUCUAGGUAG
Messenger RNA from Helianthus annuus (common sunflower), 939 nucleotides. RefSeq names its product calphotin-like. The record is from RefSeq and is a predicted model, not a curated record. The transcript is spliced from 3 exons. The coding region runs from base 1 to 939 and encodes 312 amino acids. NCBI's taxonomy places the organism in Eukaryota, Viridiplantae, Streptophyta, Magnoliopsida, Asterales, Asteraceae.